CAUAAAGACGACGUCGUUGUUGUUCGAUGUCGAACGAUCGUUUUUUGAAACAACACUUUGUUCGAAAAUUUCUGAAAUUAGUGGAAAAGUGGUCUACGGAAUAAGACGUUAAAAAAUUUCGAAUAGUUUCACAUUUUUUUUGCCAUCCCUUUUAUAACAGAACGCAAAACGAUUUGCUUUAAAAUCGGAGGGGUUAACGUUAACGAGGAACAGAUUACAAGAACCAUCUGAUAAAGGAAACAUUGAUCGAGAGACUGUGUCGACCGAAAUAUCAACGGAAAUUGGAAAAGAGAGAAGAAUGCCAGUCGGUGUAUCGACGUCUCGAUUCGUAACUUUCUCUACAUUAUCAUUAUUGUCUAUGAUGGCUGGUUCACAAUGGGUUCACCUUAUUUAUAGACCACUGGACGAUUUAGACGAUUUGAUAGAACAGGCAGUGAAGGAAAGAUUAACGAAAACGUAAUGGCAACGAAUAUACCACCAUAGAAGAAUGUAACAAUGAUUAGACUUUGUAAAUAAAUGCGACUAUGCUAUGAAUAUAAAGACGAAUAUCACGGUCUAUAAAUGGCAUAUAAUAUUAAGUAACAAU
This is a messenger RNA of Colletes gigas, 586 nucleotides long. RefSeq lists its product as uncharacterized. The record is from RefSeq and is a predicted model, not a curated record. Bases 299 to 460 code for a protein of 53 amino acids. Gene Ontology annotation, biological process: mitochondrial respiratory chain complex III assembly. Lineage: Eukaryota; Metazoa; Arthropoda; Insecta; Hymenoptera; Colletidae. The transcript is spliced from 2 exons.